Molecule: messenger RNA, 1578 nt
Organism: Magnusiomyces paraingens
Lineage: Eukaryota; Fungi; Ascomycota; Dipodascomycetes; Dipodascales; Dipodascaceae
Exons: 1
Coding region: 1-1578 (525 amino acids)
Molecular function (GO): protein binding
Source: RefSeq, a predicted model, not a curated record
AUGUCUGUGAAUGCUGAAGCUUUCAAGCUUGAAGGCAACGCUUAUUACAAGUCUGGUUCUUAUACUCAGGCUGUCGAAUCUUACACCAAGGCCAUCAACGCUGAUCCCACAAACCCUAUCUACUAUGGCAAUAGAUCAAUGGCUGAAAUGCAGGCACGCGACUACGAUUCUGCUCUAAGAGACACCCUUGAGGCUCUUAAGUUUAACGGUGAUGCCAUCAAGUCUCAGAUCAGACUUGGUAAGAUUUACAUGGCUUUGGGCCGAUUUGAUGAGGCUCUCGAAACAUACAACGAGCUGGAGAAGCUCUCUAAGGACAACAACAGUUUUCGCCAGGACCAGUUUAAGGCACAAGAUAUGAAGGCCAACUUUGAGAGAGCAGUUAAGCUUCUUGAUGAGAUCCAACUUCUUGCUCAGUCAUCUCCUGAGGAUAUUAAGGACGAAUCGGUUUCUACCACUUUACAUAUUAUUAAGAAGAUCAAGGAUCUAGCUUUGAUGGCUUUGCACUCUCUUGAGUCUGCUCAAAGAUAUCUAGAUUCUGGAUCUUCUGUGCCAAAUAAGUGGCGGGUGAUGCGUGGUAAGAUCCUCGUUGCUGCUGGCAGAAUUGACGAGGCCGCUAAUCUCGCAAUCGCUUUGCUUCGUACUGAUAAUCGCAAUCCAGAGUUUUUGCUUCUUAGAGCCCUUGUUCUUUACACCCAGGGCGAUGUUGACAAGGCUAUUCAACACGCCCAAAUUGCUUUGCAAUCUGAUCCUGAGCUUAAGGAUGGCCGUGUGUUGCUAAAGCGUGCUCGUGCUAUUGAAAAGAAGAAGAAAGAGGGUAAUGAUGCAUUCAAGCUUGGGAAGUACCAGGAGGCUAGAAAACUUUAUACUGAAGCUCUUCAGGUCGAUUUGAUUAACAAGUUUGUUAACUCUCGCAUUUUGUCGAACCGAGCUACAGUUUACAUGAAACUCAAGGAAUAUGAAAGUGCUCUGGCUGACUGUGAAGCGUCGAUAGAAUUAGAUCCUGAUUUCAUAAAGGUUCGCAAGACCAAGGCCCGUGUCUUGGGUAGUCUAAAGCGAUGGGAAGAUAGUGUUCAAACUCUGAAGAAGGUCAUCGAGAUCUGUCAAAGCAACGACAGUGACGAAGAUAUUAGAGCGCUGCAGCAAGAGCUGAGAGAGGCUGAGUUUGAGCUUAAGAAAGCCAGCCGUAAAAACUAUUAUGAUAUUCUGGGUGUUUCUGAAAACGCUUCGGAUUCUGAACUUAAGAAGGCGUAUCGCAAACAGGCUCUUUUGCACCAUCCUGAUAAGAACCCUAAUAACCCAGAGGCCAUGGAGAAGUUUAAGGAGGUUGGUGAAGCCUAUGAGAUUCUUUCUGAUCCUCAAAAGAGACAGCAUUAUGAUAGUGGUGCGGAUUUGCAGGAGGAUAUGUUUGGCGGCAUGGGAGGCGGCAUGGGAGGCGGCAUGGGAGGUGGAAUGGGAGGUGGAAUGGGGGGUGGAAUGGGAGGCAUGGAUCCUGAGAUGCUUUUCCAGAUGUUUAAUAUGAUGGGUGGAGGUCAAAACGGUGGCCACGGUCAUAGUCACAGUGGUUUCCAGUUUUAUUAA